CCACAGUGAGCUGGCUCCGCUUUACUUUUGGAAACUGCGCGCAUUCGCGAACUUCCUAAUUAGGAUGCAGUCCAUGUGAAAUGGGACUGGCAUGCGUGGGCUGCGCCGGCGCGCUCUGCUGCGUGGCGAAUUGAUCGAUGGUUGCGUGCGCGUGCGGCGCUCUUAUCUGUCAGCCCUCGUCACAUCGACAUUACAUGCAAGUAUCCCACUGCCUUAUUGUGCUUUCAAGUACUUAGAUGGAUUUCCAAACACAUGGGAGCUCCUCUGAUUUUUCAUCUAUCGCCCGGCGCCUUCUACUUCAUCCGGAGGAGUCCGAGAAUGCAUCAUUGAUUAAUGCCACUGAUUUGAUUACCGGCAAAAAUAGCUGUUCCUCUACUCCGACCCUUGUCCAGCUUCUCUCACAGCCUUCUACCUCUACUGCAAACGGGCCCAAUAACAUUGCUGUGGUGCAGUUCAACGCCAACGAUCUGAUGCCAUGUCCAGCUGUAUUCAACGCCAACGAUCUGAUGCCAUGCCCAGCUGUAAACACUGUUGAAAUAGAGAGGCACACUUGUCCGCUUUGCGACGGCAUCAGAAGUCUUACUCCGGAGAGACUCAGAGCUCCCUUAGAGAAACCUCCGACAGCUUCCUCGUAUUCUCGCUCGAAAAGAUAUGAUGGAAAAGGAUAUUCGCAUCUUGGGAUAGAGACGGAAAUGGUUAUCAGAAAUGUGAGACGGUUCUUUGAUACAUUCAAAGAAGAGCUUAGAGGAGGAAACAAAGGAACUUUGUUCUGUAAAUCAAGUGUAUUGACAAUGCUAGCAACUGGUGUGUCAGAACGAACAAUCCUCCGGAUAGCCCGACACCACACGUCCAACUAUGUACCGAGGAGAAUAUGUAAGCCGAGAUCAGGAACUAUGUCGCAAGAAGAAGUUUUCCUAAAAUAUGGUGAAGAAUGGGGUACAGUGGUUUUUUAUUUCUACGUUGGUGUUUUUCUAAACAGUGUAAAUAUGGACCAUCAAAUGCAUGCAAGACCUGUCAAUAACUUUUCGCUCAUCGCCCGGCGCCUUCUACUCCAUCAAGAUGUUUCCGAUAAAGCUUCUUCGGUCAGCGCUAUUGAACUGAUCAACGAGCAGCAACCUUCUACCUCUUCAACAGACGUUGAUGUACAUAUACAACAGGUUAAUGCCAACAAUUUGGUACCAAUUGCGGAAGCCGUUAAAGUGGAGGUGCAUUCCUGCCCACUUUGCGACGCCCUCAAAGGACUGACUUCUGAAAGACUCAAGGCGCCCAUUGAGAAACCCUCUGAAUCCCCAUCUCCAGCAUCCUCUCUAUACGACAAAUAUAGUGCACAAGGACGCUCCAUACAUCAAGGAACAGACACAGAAAUUAUCAUUAGGAAUGUGAGACGAUUCUUCGAGACGUUCAAAAAAGAACUGAAAAGCGCCAGCAAAGGAACCCUGCUGAAUCAGCCGAAUGUGAUGACGACGUUAGCAUGCGGUUUGUCUUCAAAAACGGUGAUGAGGAUGACAAGGCGCCAUAAUGAACCGUAUGUUCCGAAAAAGGAUAAAUUGAAUAAGGAUGCGAAACGCAAACCCCGCAAAGUCGGUGACUAG
Cylicocyclus nassatus is the source of this 1592-nucleotide messenger RNA. The record is from the annotation of a GenBank genome assembly. Lineage: Eukaryota; Metazoa; Nematoda; Chromadorea; Rhabditida; Strongylidae.